Messenger RNA from Psammomys obesus (fat sand rat), 1172 nucleotides. RefSeq names its product lymphocyte antigen 6 family member G6F (gene Ly6g6f). The transcript is spliced from 5 exons. The coding region runs from base 12 to 980 and encodes 322 amino acids. Lineage: Eukaryota; Metazoa; Chordata; Mammalia; Rodentia; Muridae. The record is from RefSeq and is a predicted model, not a curated record.
UCACGUGAUAAAUGUGCUCACCAGUUAAACCAGUGCUGGGGGCUGAGGGGAGUGGGGGGAGGACGGCAGGAGGUAGAGAUGACAAAGGCUUGCGGAAGGCAUGGCCGGCUCUGGACCGACACCACCGUUUCUCCGCAGACAGCAUCCAGCCCAUCUAUGUCGCCUCGGGGGACUCGGUGGAGCUGCCCUGUCCUUCACCGCCUGCCCUGCGCGGGGGCCAGCUCCUAACCUGGUUCCGGAGCCCCGCGGCAAGGUCCUCCACCAUCUUGGUGGCUCAGGUCCAAGUAGACAGGCCGGCCUCCGCCCUCGGGAAACCCGAAAACGAUUCCAGGUUCAAAGUCCUCGGGAACUACUCCUUGUUGCUGGAGGGGUCCCGGGAUGAAGAGGCCGGGAGGUACUGGUGCACAGUGAUGGAUCAGAGCCACAAGUACCAGAACUGGAGGGUGUACGACGUCUCGGUGCUCAAAGGAGCCCAGUUCUCUGUGACGUCUCCGGACGGCCCCUCCUGCUCUGCCCUCCUGUGCUCUGUGGUCCCGGCCAGGCGUCUGGACUCGGUGACCUGGCUAGAGGGGAGGAAUCCCGUGAGAGGACACGCUCAGUACUUUUGGGGCGAUGGCGCUGCCCUGCUCCUGGUGUGUCCUGCGGAGGGCGUUCCUGAAACCAGGGCCCGGAGGCUGCGGAGCAUCCGCUGCCUUCUGCCUCAGAACAAGAGAUUGAGCUUUAGCCUGGCAGCUUCCACAGAACCUCCUCCCGCUGCCUGUGCCUCUCUCCCGAGCUGGGAUGUGUCCUGGAUUCUGGUGCUGUUGUUCACAGCAGGCCAAGGCGUCGCCAUCAUAGCCCUCAGCGCUGUGCUCUGGAGGCGGAGGGCCCGGGGGUCUCAGGACAGAGAACCCCCAGUUCUUCACUUCAAACCUGAAGUCCAGGUCUACGAGAACAUCCACUUGGCCCGCCUUAGCCCGCCCACCCACAAGACCAGGUGAUCUGCUUCCGAAAUCCUGACCUGUGACCCUGGCACCUGCGGAUGUCCCUGAAAAUCUUGGCAAAGGGGCGGGGUUGAGGGCAUGGCUCUCUGUCCUCUUGGCUUCCAACAGCCGCCAUGCUGGAGGGGCCAGGGGUGGCAAAAGGAAGGGAGUAACAUCGUAACAUCGUCCUAUGAAAUGAUAAAACCUACA